CAUCUGCACUGACUGCAAGCGGUGGUUCCUUGGUUUCUUUCUGGACGAAGCCAGAACAGAAGCGUGCAAAAGUGCCUGCGGUUCCGCGAAAGGGACCUCUUCUGAGCAUCUGAGAGUGCCUCACCAGCGGGCGGGCGCCCCAGCUAUCUGCAGGCGGCAGCACUUAAUCUGAGACGUUGCUGGGGGGGGGGGGUGGACCAGAGGGGUGACUGAAAGGAGGGCGCAGACCAGUGGGGAGAAGAGCCAGGAAACGUUUGGCGUGGCUGGGUGGGCGCCCGGAGCAAACAGUGUCCUAAAGGAGAGACGUGGGGAGCGAUAAGGAUCUGGCGUGACGUCAAGGAGGAGGCUGGUAAGUGGAGCUGCCCAGAGGCGCUGGAAGCUCUUGAGUUCCGCUGAAGCUCAGGCAGCAGCAGCGGAGGCGGACGCCGUGCAGGAUAGCUUGGAGUAGCAGCAGCAGCAGCACCACCAUCACAGAGGCUGGGCAGUCUCGCCCACCACUAGGCAUAAAUUGUUUAUCUAAGCGAGUCUAAACCAUGGCUUGGAAUGAAUUUGGUGUCCUCUCCUGGCUCAGAGAGAGUCGGCAGUCUCGGAAACUAAUUUUGUUGAUUGUCUUCAUUGCAUUGCUCUUGGACAAUAUGCUGCUUACUGUAGUAGUGCCCAUCAUUCCCAGUUACUUAUACAGUAUUAAACACCCGGAAAAUGCAACAGAAACCCCAACCAUUAGGCCAGAGGCACCUCCGUUAAGCUCGGACAGUUUUCAAAAUAUCUACUCCUAUUAUGACAACUCCGUAAUGGUUACUGGAAAUCAUUCUGAAGGGACAACGCCAGGAGAUUUUUAUCAUGUUCAGACAGAGCAAAUGGUGGUAAAUAUGACUAAGGCAUCAUCUGACUGCCCCAAGAAAGACAAAGACCUGCUAAAUGAAAAUGUUCAAGUUGGUUUGUUGUUUGCUUCCAAAGCAACGGUGCAGCUCCUCACUAACCCUUUUAUAGGACCAAUGACAAAUAGAAUAGGCUAUCAGAUUCCCAUGUUUGCUGGCUUCUGCAUCAUGUUUGUCUCAACAAUUAUGUUUGCCUUUUCAGAAAGCUAUACGUUACUGUUUAUAGCAAGAUCUCUUCAAGGAGUUGGCUCUUCUUGUUCUUCUGUAGCUGGGAUGGGUAUGCUGGCUAGUGUAUAUACUGAUGAUGAAGAAAGAGGCAAUGCAAUGGGGAUUGCCUUGGGAGGCAUGGCUAUGGGAGUAUUAGUGGGCCCCCCUUUUGGAAGUGUGAUGUAUGAAUUUGUUGGAAAGGCUGCACCUUUCUUGGUGUUGGCAGCAUUAGCUCUUUUAGAUGGAGCUGUACAGUUGCUAAUUCUACAACCAUCCAGAAUACAACCGGAAAGUCAGAAAGGAGCAUCGUUACUGACACUCUUGAGGGAUCCAUACAUCAUUAUUGCUGCAGGAUCAAUAUGUUUUGCAAAUAUGGCAAUUGCUAUGCUGGAACCAGCAUUACCUAUCUGGAUGAUGGAGACAAUGUGUUCAAGAAAAUGGCAGCUUGGCAUUGCUUUCAUUCCAGCUAGUGUGUCUUAUCUGAUUGGAACUAAUAUUUUUGGGGUCCUUGCACACAAAAUGGGACGGUGGCUUUGUGCUCUAAUUGGGAUGAUAGUAGUGGGAAUAAGCGUUUUGUGUGUUCCAUUUGCGAAGAACAUAUAUGGACUCAUAGCACCAAAUUUUGGAGUUGGCUUUGCGAUUGGAAUGGUGGAUUCUUCAAUGAUGCCAAUUAUGGGUCACCUCGUUGAUCUGCGUCAUGUUUCAGUAUAUGGGAGUGUUUAUGCAAUUGCAGAUGUUGCAUUUUGCAUGGGGUUUGCUUUAGGUCCUUCUGCUGGUGGUGCCAUUGCAAAAGCGAUUGGGUUCCCUUGGCUCAUGACCAUUAUAGGAAUUAUUGACAUCCUUUUUGCUCCUCUGUGUGUGUUCCUGCGCAGUCCACCCGCCAAAGAAGAAAAAAUGGCAAUACUUAUGGAUCACAACUGUCACUUUAAAACCAAAAUGUAUACCCAGAACAGCAUUCAGUCAUAUCCAACAGGUAAUGAUGAUGAAGAAUUGGAAAGCGAUGAAUAAAAUUGAAAAGCCAUCUCCAGUGGUUUGGUGUAUACAGUACAGUGUUUCUUGUGAAACAUCCCAUUAAAAGUUUGUUUUACUGUACUUUUCAUGGUGAAUAGUAACAAAACCAAAGGUAGAUGUAUUUGCCUGUGAUUAUGAAGCAGAUUACCCACUGCCUUAUAAAAGAAAAAAAGCUUUUAUAGGAAUUUGUAUAGUGUUAAAACUCUAGGUAUUUACUUUUAAUAUUAUACACUAUAUUUUUAUUAAAUUAGUGUAAAUGUGUAUAAAUAGCUAUAUCCAGAUCUAUGCCUUUAAAAAUGUUUGUUCAUUACCACUUCCCUCACUAUUCUACAUUUUUUAUUUGACAUAGCAGCAGCGAGUGCCUGAAACUAGGAACGAUAAGUUAUCUGAUUGUAUAUUAAGCAAUGACCACAAAAUUUUGCACUUAUCACAUUUUCUGUGCUUGGAGACAGCAUGUUAAUGUGUGAUUUCCCCUAGGUAGAUCAAAGAUGCCUCUUGUAUUAAACAACAAUUACCCAUUAAUUAUGGAGGAAAGAACUUCAUUGUAGAACAAAACAUGGUACUUGUGAAGGAUGAGUGCAACCCUUCUUGUGAACUCCUUAUUGCUUUGCUUUGUUUUACCUUUUACUUACUUGGUAUAGGUGAUGCUCUUUAUAGAUAGCAGUACUACAGCAAACAUUACUAUGUUUUAUGCAUGUUAGUACUUAUUUGUGCAACUCUGGUAACAAAGAUUUUACUCCCAUACAAAUAUUGAUGAGGCACAUUUUAAGCAGGCAGUACUAUGGCUGCAUGCCUUGUAGGCUCUCUAAAUUCCAUAGGGAGAUUAAGAUCCAAAUGCUUUACUCAGCUCCUGCUUAAACAUGUUAAGCAUGCAUGUUGUUGACCAAGGAACAAUGAGUCAUCUAAUGCAAGCUGAGAUGGUUGUCAGACAUGUCCAAAUUUACAUCAGAAGCAAAAGUGGCCAAAGUGAACCAUUUUCAGCACAAUAACUAUUAGUACUAUUAUGAGUACAGUAGUAAUAUGAUACUACUUUCAAGACAUGAGUGGAUUACAUUGUCCUCAAAGGGCAAUCUAAAAAAAAUCACAUAAGCUAGACUCCAGCAACAGCAACUGGAGGCUGUUCCUUACAUGGAAUUCUUUGUGAAACUGCUAGGGAUUGGCCAGUUAAACAGGCUGUUAUUUUUUUUCAAAGGAGGUUAGUACGAGAGCAGAAAGAGGAUCAAACAUAUACAGACUUUGUUAGGUUACAACCCCCCGGCUUCAAUUUUUUUUAAAAAAAUGCAACACACAACUAUGUGUUAUAUCAUUAUGUGAUAUCAUUGCAACACCCAACCAUGAUACAACUUUUUGGCUUUAAGGCACUUUCUGUUCCUAUACUUUUUUUAAAAAGCCAUUCAGGAGUUUAUCCUUAGUUCUGUUAUCAGAGAGAAAAGUCAGAAUGCAGCUUUCUUUCCUCCCUGAUGGCUCUCGAGCUUGAGCAAAUUGCAGUGACUUGGUUAUCUUCAUGGAAGGCUCUGUAAGUUAAUUCUGCUGGAGGUAGGAGUAACUUGGCAAGAUGGAGCUUCACAGACAAGAGGACUGGGUAGAUUACCAGUUAAGAAUGGUCAGUGCUCUGCCAUCCAUUGAGCCCUGUGUGCCAAUCCAUACCUUGUAUAUGGAGCUGAACCUAUGAAGAGACACAUUAUGCCCCUAGUUAUAACAAACAAUAAUUCAACAAAUGCCAGGCUGUGGAUAAAUAUCAAAUGUUUAUUUGGUGUGUGUGUGUGUGUGUGCUGUUUUUGUUUGUAAAAACAUGAUCUCUGUGCCUUCUUUCAUGUAUCAAGAGCAGGCACCCUGUUUACAUAGUUUUGUAAAGUGUGUAUAUAUUUUGGUCAAACUAUGAUGUUGUAGAUCCAUUUAUAUUUUGUUCAUAUAAGAACCUGAGCUGUCAUUUCUUGAAGAAGAAAAAAUAAAAGGUAAUAAUUUGA
Messenger RNA from Hemicordylus capensis (graceful crag lizard), 4063 nucleotides. RefSeq names its product solute carrier family 18 member A2 (gene SLC18A2). Gene Ontology annotation, molecular function: serotonin:sodium:chloride symporter activity; xenobiotic transmembrane transporter activity. The record is from RefSeq and is a predicted model, not a curated record. Lineage: Eukaryota; Metazoa; Chordata; Lepidosauria; Squamata; Cordylidae. Gene Ontology annotation, cellular component: terminal bouton; synaptic vesicle membrane. The coding region runs from base 534 to 2093 and encodes 519 amino acids. Gene Ontology annotation, biological process: aminergic neurotransmitter loading into synaptic vesicle; transmembrane transport; xenobiotic transport. The transcript is spliced from 16 exons.